GGCAGCGCCUGAUAAAUGGACUCGGCUUCUUCCUGCUUUGGAGAAACGAGAAGCUUCUGGAGGAAAGAAAACGUCUCCAAUGGCGGACUGGAAGCAGAAAUGCGAUUCAGAGUGGCAGCUGGAUGCUAACGGAGUUCCUUUACCGGACAACGUGGACUGGAAAAGCGUGUACGAGAAGAAACCGCUGGAACGGAAUUUACUGAAGAACCCGUCGCCUCACGGUUUGACUCAUGACAAGCCGCCGCCCGAACGUGAGGUCACAGGAGAACGUCCGGACCCUGACCAGCUACCGCAGUUCGGACCAACUGGUGAUUUCUCAGGUUGGAGCACCAGUACAGAGAGGUUGCCGGUGGACACCAGCGGUAUUCCUCCGGGUGUCGUGGUCUGCUAUAUGCCAGACUUCAGCUGGUUCUCCUUGGAGCAGCAAGUCGAUCUGAAGGCUGAAGGACUGUGGGAUGAACUACUUGACAAAUUCCAGCCGGACAUAGCCAUCGAGGACUGGUAUGAGGAGAGUCAACUCCAUGCCUCUAUCUAUGAGCUUCAUGUGAAACUCCUAGCUGCUGAUGGACAGACAGUGAUUAAGGAACACACAUGCAGUCCCACAGAGGACCUGGAGAUCUACUCUCACAACUGGAAACAGGUGUCCCACGUGUUCUCGGGCUACGGGCCUGGCGUGAGAUACGUUCACUUCCGGCACAAAGUGAAAACCAAGUUCAUGGUGGAAUUCUUCGGCACCAUGGUCACCGGUAGCUCCGUUGUCGUCAAGGCAACCAAAUCCAGCCCAUAAUACUAUACAGCAGCUGGAGGUCUACUGUAUGCUUUUGUCUGUAGGAAAGUGAUGAUGCAGCAGUGAGAAAUGGCGCGAAUGCAACAGACCUGCCUCUUCUGUAACACUGAGGUUCAGCUCAUCUUUUAAAAAUGGAUUGCACACUUCAAUAAACCAAAGCGUUUCUCAACACCAAA
Messenger RNA from Pangasianodon hypophthalmus (striped catfish), 963 nucleotides. It is a transcript of the gene nccrp1, whose product is annotated as P1, F-box associated domain containing. The transcript has 6 exons. The record is from RefSeq and is a predicted model, not a curated record. NCBI's taxonomy places the organism in Eukaryota, Metazoa, Chordata, Actinopteri, Siluriformes, Pangasiidae. The coding region runs from base 80 to 787 and encodes 235 amino acids. Gene Ontology annotation, cellular component: cytoplasm; SCF ubiquitin ligase complex. Gene Ontology annotation, biological process: SCF-dependent proteasomal ubiquitin-dependent protein catabolic process; glycoprotein catabolic process. Gene Ontology annotation, molecular function: ubiquitin protein ligase activity.